This is a messenger RNA of Salvia splendens (bonfire salvia), 1202 nucleotides long. Its product is annotated as adenylate isopentenyltransferase. Gene Ontology annotation, molecular function: AMP dimethylallyltransferase activity; tRNA dimethylallyltransferase activity. NCBI's taxonomy places the organism in Eukaryota, Viridiplantae, Streptophyta, Magnoliopsida, Lamiales, Lamiaceae. Bases 200 to 1108 code for a protein of 302 amino acids. Gene Ontology annotation, biological process: tRNA modification; cytokinin biosynthetic process. Gene Ontology annotation, cellular component: mitochondrion. The record is from RefSeq and is a predicted model, not a curated record. The transcript has a single exon.
UGGAUUGAUUCUCCAUAAUUGAGUGAUGAAUAAAGGUGUCCUUGUUUCCACAUAGCAGAAGUUGGUCCUAUAAAUGUAACAGCCAACAAGCAACGCCUCUGACAAAAAACUCCUUUUUCCAUACACACUACUGCUACUGCCACUGCCACUCAUCCUAACCAACUCUCCCUCCCUCUAAUUUCCAUUUUGUGUACAAAAAAUGGCCUCCCGCCGCCACAAGAAGGUAGUUAUCGUAAUGGGCCCCACCGGCUGCGGCAAGACCAAGCUCUCCCUCGACCUCGCCUCCCGCUUCUUUCCCUCCUCCGAGAUCAUCAACGCCGACAAAAUCCAAACCCACCGCGGCCUCCCCAUCACCACCAACAAAAUCCCUCUCUCCGACCGCCUCCAAAUCCCCCACCACCUCCUCGGCUCCUUCCAAUCCUCCCCCUCCCACCCGGAGCUCACCCCCUCCGACUUCCGCCUCUCCGCCUCCUCCCUCAUCUCCCAAAUCCACUCCCGCCGCAACACCCCCAUCAUCGUCGGCGGAUCAAACUCCUUCAUCUACGCACUCCUCGCCAAGUCAUUCCACCCCGACUCGGACGUAUUCACCGAUUCCGACUCGGCCAUCUCCAUCUGCAAAGGGCUCAGAUACAGCUGCUGCUUCAUCUGGGUGGACGCCUCGCCGGCGGUGCUGAGCGAGUAUCUGGCGACGCGGGUGGACGAGAUGAUGGAGGCAGGGAUGUUCGAGGAGCUGGAGGAGUUUUUCGGCAGCGGCGAGUCGGACUCGGUGAGUGGGCGCGGCCUGGGGAGGGCGAUUGGAGUCCCAGAAUUCAGGAGAUAUUUCGAGAGAAAAGCGCGCGGUGAUUGGGCAGGGGAUGGUGACGUGGCGGAUAGGGAGGCCUACGUGGAGGCUGUGAGGGCCAUCAAGGACAACACGUGUCAGCUGGCGAAGAGGCAGCUGGGGAAAAUCCUGAGGCUGAGGGACUCGGCCGGGUGGGACUUGAAGAGGGUAGACGCCACGGCGGCGCUGAGGGCAGCGAUGGCUGGGCGGAAGACGGCGGAGCAUUGGGAGAGAGAGGUGGUAGAACCGAGUAGGAAUAUCGUGAAGCGCUUCUUGAUGGGGGAGUAGCUAAAUUGGAAUAUACUCCUACUUUAUUACUACUAUAAUUUUAAUCCUAUUUUUCGUAUUGUUUUUGUUCAAUUUGGAUUUUUAUAGUUUAUUA